ACCAGUAUGGUACCUCGAGCAUGUGUUUCGGACCGCGAGUACCGCGACUUGCGUUUUCACACUUCGGUAUAUUGUAAGCGUAAAUAAUCGCGAGUGAGACUUAAAGCUAGAAUUUAGUUAUCAAGUUUGAGUUAUUAAUUUAAAGAAACCGUUUCUGCGCUGUCUACAUAAUAAGUGAAUUUCUGAAAGUUCGAGGCAAGAAAAUCCAAGAUGCCUUUGCCGGCAGCAUUAGCUACGCGCCUUGCGAAAAGGGGACUAAUCACUGGAUCCGAAAAGCACGAAUCCGGGAAGAGAGAGAAGAAGAAAGUGCACGAGGAAGUGAUAGCUGAAGAUUAUGAUAACACGAAAGAAGAGAUUAACCAGAUUGACAUAUCCCAGAAAUUUAUGGGUUACAGUGGGUGCCCGAAUAAGUAUAAUAUUUAUCACGAAUGUACGAAAAAAUGUAAGGAGCUAUGGGGAAUGGGACACGUGCAACCUUCGGACAAAUACCUGAAGAAACAAAUGAGAUUAAUUCAAAAGUAUCCACUGCCGGAGACCUGGAAAGCCGUUUACGAUCCUGGAUCCGGACAACAUUAUUAUUGGGAUUGGUCAUCUGAUCUGGUAUCUUGGUUACCACCUGGUCAUCCCAGAUGUCAAAUAUCUCAACCUGCAUCUCAGUUGCGCGAAGAACUGCAUUUGAAAGCGGGAGAUCAAGAUGAUAACAUGUCGAGUGACGACAGUACCAGCGAUCAAGAACCAAUGGAAGUGGAGGAAAGUGAACCCGUCAAAAAAGAUAGGAAGAUCGAGACACGUACAAGAUAUAAAGGACCAGACAACAAGAGAGCCUAUAGAUCUGAUAGGAACGACGGUAAAGAUAUGAAAGAUCGUACUUUGGAUCCUAUGGACCCAGCAUCCUAUAGCGAUAUUCCUAGGGGAAAGUGGUCGGAUGGAUUGGCGAAACAUAACGAGGCUAAAACUGGUGCUGAUACGACCGCAUCAGGCCCUCUUUAUCAAAUGAGACCGUAUCCCAGUCCUGGCGCGGUGCUUCGCUCUAAUAGGGCGAAUAAAGCCGACUCGGAGUUGUCCAACAAACCGAAAGUUGCGUUUCCCGAAAAGUCGGAAUAAAAUAGACACAUUUUGUGAUAACAAUGACUUAAUUUUAUGUGAUUAUAUGUUAGUACGUUAAAAUAUAUUUAAUCAUUCUGUCCGGGAGAACAUUUUACUAUUGUAAGAUGUACAAUAAAUUCUUUUAUCGAACCACCAGAAA
This is a messenger RNA of Vollenhovia emeryi, 1246 nucleotides long. RefSeq names its product polyglutamine-binding protein 1 (gene PQBP1). Gene Ontology annotation, molecular function: protein binding. Lineage: Eukaryota; Metazoa; Arthropoda; Insecta; Hymenoptera; Formicidae. The transcript has 6 exons. The record is from RefSeq and is a predicted model, not a curated record. Bases 211 to 1104 code for a protein of 297 amino acids.